Molecule: messenger RNA, 636 nt
Organism: Pestalotiopsis fici W106-1
Lineage: Eukaryota; Fungi; Ascomycota; Sordariomycetes; Amphisphaeriales; Sporocadaceae
Exons: 2
Coding region: 1-636 (211 amino acids)
Biological process (GO): dihydrofolate metabolic process; glycine biosynthetic process; folic acid metabolic process
Cellular component (GO): mitochondrion
Molecular function (GO): NADP binding; dihydrofolate reductase activity
Source: RefSeq, a predicted model, not a curated record
AUGGCGUCCACAGAGUUGACCCUGAUCCUCGCAGCAACGCGCAACAUGGGCAUCGGCCGCGCCGGUGGCCUGCCUUGGACCGGCCUGAAGAAGGAGAUGGCAUACUUCGCUAGAGUCACCAAAAGGCUACCACAUGACGUACAACCGCCCGCUGUCAACGCAGUCAUCAUGGGCCGCAAGACAUGGGACAGCAUACCGCCCAGGUUCAGACCACUCAAGGGCCGACUGAACAUUGUCAUCAGCCGGUCCCAUCCGGAGGCAGCGGCGGCGCCAGGGGUGGAGAAACUGGACCUGGACACGGAGCCCGUCCGGGUCAGCUCGCUGGAGCGGGCCGUCGCGUACGUCAACGAGCAGGGCGGGAGCAUUGGUCGCGUCUUUGUCAUUGGCGGCGCGCAAAUCUACACGGCGGCCCUGCAGCUCAAGGAGGCCAAACGUAUCCUGCUGACCAAGAUUGACACGGACUUUGAGUGUGAUGCCUUUUUCUCACUCCGGCUCUUUGAGUCUCAGGGCGAUAGCAAAUGGGCCAAGUGUUCCAAGGAGAAUAUGGAUGUAUGGACCGGCGAGACGGUGCCGGAGGGUGUGCAAGAAGAGAAUGGCACGCAGUAUGAGUUUCAAAUGUGGGAGAAGGUAGAGUAA